Molecule: messenger RNA, 714 nt
Organism: Suhomyces tanzawaensis NRRL Y-17324
Lineage: Eukaryota; Fungi; Ascomycota; Pichiomycetes; Serinales; Debaryomycetaceae
Product: protein-lysine N-methyltransferase
Exons: 1
Coding region: 1-714 (237 amino acids)
Molecular function (GO): protein-lysine N-methyltransferase activity
Source: RefSeq, a predicted model, not a curated record
AUGGACUCCGACGAUGAACUAACCUUGUCAACACAUGCCUUAGCUGCCCUUGCUGAAUUUAAAAAGGAAGAAACGGAAAGAAUCGAAAAAUUUCAAGAAUUAUGCAACUCUUUUAACGGAGGACAGGAAGUGAACCAGCAACUUACCAUAGAAGACUUCAAGCAAGACUGGAAACUCUCCCAGUUCUGGUAUGCUGAUGACACAGCAAGAACUUUGGGGAAAGCACUCUUACAAGGAGCCAACGUAGACACUGUCAUAGUCAUAGCUAGUGCACCUUCUGUGUUUGCUGCAAUUAAAAACCUUCCCCCUGAAGAGGUACCAACCAAACAUAUUUACCUUUUUGAAUAUGAUAAGCGGUUCGAGCUUUUGGCGGGAAAAGAACACUUCUAUUUUUAUGACUACACCCGUCCUGACGAUAUUCCCUUGGAGCUCAAACAUAACUGUCACCGGUUGUUGAUUGACCCUCCAUAUCUCCAGGAGGACUGCCAGACCAAAUCGGCAAUGGCAGCUGGCAACUUGUUGGUUGAGAAAGCGACAGACACCCAGCAAAUUAAGCUUAUAAGCUCUACAGGGGAACGUAUGGGCGAAAUUGUCAAGAAGAACUAUCCCGAGACGUUUGUCACCAACUUUUUCCCGGAACACAUGAACGGCUUGAGCAAUGAAUACAGAUGCUACGCCAACUUCGAAUGCAGCUACUGGAAGUUCCAAAACUAG